This is a messenger RNA of Phycomyces blakesleeanus NRRL 1555(-), 441 nucleotides long. RefSeq lists its product as hypothetical. The record is from RefSeq and is a predicted model, not a curated record. The transcript has a single exon. Bases 1 to 441 code for a protein of 146 amino acids. Lineage: Eukaryota; Fungi; Mucoromycota; Mucoromycetes; Mucorales; Phycomycetaceae.
AUGAUUCAGCAAAGUCUGGCUGAAAAGGUUCUGGUUGAGGGCUUGGAAGAAACCCUAGACAAGAUUGCCGGAUCAAGUAUUCUGUCUCUUGAAGAUUGUCCAACCAGCAAAUCAGAUCCACUCUAUGAGAGACAAUGCACUCAUAGAGUGAUCAAUGAGAAUGAGAUCGCUGAUAUUGUCAUGAAAGAGUAUGACGCAGACGACAAUGCAGCCAACAACAACAGCAAUGAAGAAAUUGCUGAAGUGGAAUCAGCAGUUCCUUUCAAGAGAACUUAUUCUGCUUCAGAAAAGUUUGAGUAUGUUUGCACGCUUUUGGAUAUCUUGGAAGACGAGGAUAUUGACAGAGACUUCGUCAGUAAGGUUGAAGGUCUUAGAAACAAGUUCCAGAAAACCACGAACUCAAAGCAAACUAAAGUAACCAGCUUCUUUAAGUCUUUUUAA